CGUUAUUUUCCAGGCUCGAAACUCUUUUCGCGUUCAAAAUUCGCGAAGUGACCGCCAAUGUGGAUUCGCCGUGUCGAGUGACUUGCGUUUGAAAAUUUCUGUCAUCGGGGGCUAGGAGUGUCCCUGUAUUGCACAGCUACGGCGCCUUCGCGGCGUAUAUAUUUGGAUCGAUUGAGUGCCUUCAACUGAGCUCCGCAUCAGUUGUGAGAUCAUGGCAUCUCAGACAGGAAAAAAGAGUAAGAAGAAGAACGUAAAAACCGUUCCGCUGACCGAGUUUUUACACAGCGACGAUCAAGCAGGCGGUAAAAAUGUCGUCAGAGCGGUUAAAGACACCCCGUCUAGCAAUUGGGCUGACGAAAUGGAAGAAUUCGACCCUACACCCGUGGAAACAUUUGUGCUUCCGUCUGCCCCGAAGGCAUCUCGAGGCGUAGACAUAGACUUGAGCACAUUACCACCGAAUGGGCCCUACACUGUGCACGUAUCUAAUUUGGCGUACGACUUGGAGGACUCUGACGUCGAGCAGUUCUUCAAUGAGCAAAAGGUGGCUUCCAUUCGUCUCAUGAGAGACGAAAGUCGAAGGCUCAAAGGUCACGGUUAUGUGGAUUUCGAGACCGUGGAUUCUCUCGUCGAGGCCUUGGCCAUGCAUGAGAAACAAUUGAAGUCUCGGGCGAUUAGAAUCGAACUUGUCACUGGGACUGAACGUAGUGGAGGACGUGGUGGACGAGACCGAAAUGACCGGGAUCGUGACCGGGAUCGCGAUCCUGACCGCACAACCGGUGAUUGGCGUGCUAUGAAGGAUCGACCUGUCAUGAGCGAUCGUGGGGGAGAUCGUGGUGGCGAUCGGGGCGGUGAUCGGGGCUACCGAAACGGCCCAUCUGACUACGACUCCGGACGGGAUUAUAACCGGGGUGGGGAUUCUGGAUUCGGCCGCGGAGGAGGAGGAGGUGGUGGGUUCAGAGAUCGCGGGGAUCGGGACCGGGAUCGUGGGUACGAUCGUGAGCCUCGUCGGGACACGGAUUCCGAUUGGCACGCUGGCCGUGGGCCACGGGACAUGGACGACCGACGUAUGGACGAUCGACGCAUGGAUGACCGACGUAUGGACGACCGUCGAGGCAUGAAUCGGUCGCGGAAUUUUAAUUCGUACGAUUCGAGGAAAAACCGCUACGACGAACCUCCAGGAUUUGAGCGAAGAGGAGGUCCUGGAAGUCGUGGGGGCAGAAGAGAUGACUGGUCACACGACAGGGACAGGGAUGCGGAAAGAGGGCCAGGUUCUUCCCGGCCAUAUUCCCGCGGGGAUUCUGGGGAACGAGAGCGUCCCAGCACACCGAAGGAUGAACCAGAUGCCGGCCAAGAGGCUAAAGCUGAGCCAACGAAGGAACGACGAAGGAUUCAGUUGCUGCCGCGGUCGCUUCCAGUGGCGGACGAUGACGAAGCAGCCCGGUUGAAGGCGUCCUCGAUAUUCGGAGGCGCCAAGCCAGUGGACACGGCGGCGAAAGAACGCGAAAUUGAAGAACGACUGCGACGGGAAGCUGAAGAGAAGCAGGCUCGCGAGUCUGAGAAACAGCAACAGGAUCAGGGCCCGCCGUCUUCGCAGCCCAGGGCUUGGAACAGAUCGGAGGACGAAGAGCAACGUCCGGGUUCAUCGGCAUCUGGCUCGGUGUCGUCCGUGCGCGGGAAGCAAGACGAGGUUGAUCAGCACCAAGAUCAGGAGCUUGACGACGCAACUCCAGCGCCGCCGCCGCAGCAGUCGCCACAGCCGCCUUCAUCGACGUCGCAUUUCAACGAGCCGCCUCAAGAACCGAGCGGUCCUCGCGCGUGGCGUCCCCAGUCUCGUGAUCAUCGGGAACGGGACAGCUAUGACGCCCCUCGUGGCGGUGGUGGUUCUGAUCGUCGUGGGAAACCAAUGGGCGGUGGAGGAGGAGGAGCUGGAGGAUUCGGCCGCGGAUCAGGUGGUGGCGGCGGCGGCGGCGGAGGGCCACGAGGAGGAGGCGGCGGCGGCGGCCCUGGUGUUGGUGGGCCAAGACGAAGCGAGUUCCGACGACACGACGACGGCGAAACUCAUUCGAUGAAUCUGAGAGACGUUCAACGCGGGCACUCCGUAAGGUCGCCGACUUCUCCGCAGUCGGAAGAACCGCCGUUCCGAUCGAACUUGUCAGGCGGGGCGCCGACGAAGCAACGGGAUCCACCGGAGAAUCUCGUCGAGGCGCCUGCACCGGCGGUCAAUGUGUGGGUGAAGCGGAUCGAGCAGCGUCAAGCCACCGAGCCGCCAACAAAGCAAGUGCCUGGCCCGAGUGAAGAUCACCACCAUCAGCAACAACCGCCUCGUCAUCAUCAGACUGCGUCGUCGCCGCCGCCGCCACCAGCAGCAGCGAAGAAGGUGGAAACGCAGCCGACGGCGCGGAAGGUUGAAGAACCAGCAGCUGCUGCUGCUUCGGCGGCGCCGCCGCCACCUUCCCCGGCGCCGGCGACAAGCGCUUGGGGCACGAGGAAGGCGUGGGCGACGGUGGCGGAUCCGGUGACGUCGUCGUCGAUACCGACAGUGUCGGCUGCUGCUAAUGGAGCCAUGGGUGACGGCGGCGGUGGUGGCAGUGGUAGUCGUCGAUCUUCGUCGCAGAAGGCGGCUCCGACCCCAGCGCGACUGGGAUUCGGACGCGGAAAGGCGAGUGGGGAAAAUGUGCCGCCCGGAGGAGGAAAUGGUGGUGGUGGUGGUGGAGGGACGCCGGAGGUCGGUGUCAUGAUGCCGUCUGCUGUGCCCAUGGGCGCCUGGGCAACCCAUCGCCUUAGUUCGAAAAAGGACGACGUCACCGUGAUGACGAACAAGUUCGCCGGACUGUCGACGGAGUCGGACGACAGCAUCAGCCACUGAAACCCCCCGCUGGAACGGAUGCAUCGACUGGGUUUCUUCCACCUGAUGGAACAUACCGUUCCUUAAGUAGCAAAGAUGAAGCAGAAAAAGAAAACAAGAAGAAGAAAAUCCUACAAUUUUUUUUGUUUUGUUUUUUGCUUUUUUUUCAAGUGCGAAUGGUUAAAUCAAUCAAUCAAUUGAAUCGGUGGAUCCACGAAUCGACGAGGGGCCCGCGCAGGGUUUUUUUGUUUGUUUUUGUUUUGUUUUGAAAGACUUGAGAAAUUGUGAGAAAGAUUGAGGAGAUGAGUUUGGGUGUAAAUGAAAGUUGCGUGUGGAUGCGAAAGUGGAAAGAUGGGGUGGGUUCGGACCCAAGUGUGCGUUUUACGACCGUGCAAAAAAAGAAAAAUAGUUUAUUUCCCCGUGCCCGAAUUGCGUUUCUCGAGAUUUUAUUCCAAGUCUCGCCCUCCAAUAUAUCUUCUUUUUUUUUAAAUCAUGAUUUUCCCCCGUUUCUCUUGUAAGGUUUCAACGGGUGAAGAGAAUGCCUUUUUCGAGAAUCGCUCCCGAAUAUCGUUUUCAUUUCGGCUGUAGGAUUGCUGUGCUUUUUUAUUUUCUUUGCAUCGAAUUUUUGCGUCUCCGUUUGAAAGAAGUCAUUCGAUUGGGUUGUCGAUCGAGGGGCAUUUGCAAAGUCCUCGUCUUUGCGCCAAAAAGAAAGAGAAAAGGAGGAAAUAAUUCCUCGUUCAUGUGGACGUCGUUGUUUUUCCUGCUAGAAUAUGAAGGAUGUGCUCAAUUUUUGGCUGGGGAUUUUUAUUUUUUUGCCAAAAUUCCAUGAGCGUAGUUUUUUUUGGCUUAGUAAAGAGGCACGGUUUGGUUGCUGAAGAUCUAUUGAUCGUGUGUGGAUGAAUUCUUUUGAUCAACGCAGUCGAAAUGUAUGGUUUUUUUGUUGUUGCUCGAAACUCAUCAAAGUCAAUAGGCUAGGCUUAAAUUCUUUUUUACGCUUUGAGUAGCGAAACCUUUUUAGAAUUCUCAGCGGUUUUCAUCCAACAAAGUUUUUUGCUUCUUUUGCCAGCUCAGAACAUUCGAAAGAAAUUUCUUUUACGAAAAAUUUUAACUUUUAAUGGACGCAUUUUCUUGACUGAUCGAAAUUACAGAUUCCAGGAAUCACUUGAUAUUUUCUUGAAUCAAGCGUCGAAGUGCGAAGCAUUCAAGAGUCCAGUUUGCUUUUUUUCGUCAGUUCUAAAAAAAAUUAAAUAAAAGAGGAAUUUGAGCGAGUCGGAGCAAUUUAAUUUUGUUGGUUGGAUGGUUCAUUCGGACGCUUCUCAAUUUUUAGUAGGCAUAUUUCCACCAUUGAAAAAAAAAAUCCCUGGGGAUUUCUCCUAGAUUUUUUUUGCGCGAAAGAUGGAGGACUUUUUGAGUGCCCCAUAUCCGCUCUCAGAAAAAAAAACUGCCCCCACAAUUUUUUUUUCGGAAUCCAUCGCGGGAGAAAAACGCCUGUGAUCACACGCGUCCUCCUGACAUUAUUCUCUAGGAAAGUGUGAUCUCUGGGGUGGGGGAAAAAAUGGGAGAAAGAAGACGAAGAUACGACGAUAUUUCCGGCGAUGGGAAGCGGAGAAAGAGAGAGGAAGAAAAAAACGUUGCUGUGAGAAUUUUUGCGAGUUAAAUUGGAGCGAAAUGAGAUGGACGGAAGAAAGAAAUCGAAAAAUUACAAAAAAUGCUAGAAACUGGAGAAAAAAACAGCAAAACACGAAUUUUUUGUCCCGCAGGAAACGCGCCCAAAAAAAAUAGCAAAAAAUGUUUUUUUUUGCAAAAGCGAAAGAGAGAAACGAGACUCGCGGUUUUUUUGUUUUUGUGUUGGGGGUGCAAUGGAACAAGAACUUGAAAGAAAAAAAAAACAAGAAUAGUGUGUAAUUCAAUUCGGUUUCUUCCUUCAUCUUCCCAACAAAAGAAAAGAACGCCUAUCUCGAAACCGUUGAAGACGGGAAAGAUUUUUGGUUGCUUUUUUCUUUUUUCAAAAAUCGAAACACGUUCGGGCUGGUUUUGUAUUAAUUUGGCUUUUCAUUUCUUUGUUGAAAAGUAAGUGGUUCUUUUUUCUCCUGAGGAAAAAACGUCGGGGGGAGACGAAGAAAUUUUGGAAUUUUUGUUGCGUUUUUUCGUCGGAAAACGUGGAACCCGGAAGUUGUUCUAUUUUUCUCCCGUCUUCAGAAUUAUUUCGAUUCUCUUCUGUCUGCUUUCAAAAUUUUUCCCUCUGUGUCUUCUCUUGAUCUUGUUUUUUUUUUGCAUGGAGCUGAUUUGAUGUGUGGUGGGGGAUUAAGGUAAAACAGAAAAAAGCAGAGGGAAUUCGAAGGUCUUCACGGGAGUGAAAAUUUUUUGGGCCGCAUGGGAUCGAAGGCCUCCUUUCGAGCCCCGCUCUGGUUGGGCAACUUUGACCCAGCUUGGACAAGAUGGAAUAAAAACAUCGCUUUUGUUCCGAAGGAA
Messenger RNA from Notodromas monacha, 5317 nucleotides. The record is from the annotation of a GenBank genome assembly. Lineage: Eukaryota; Metazoa; Arthropoda; Ostracoda; Podocopida; Cyprididae.